AUGUCGAACAAACGCGUUCGUGGCCUCGCCAUCCAUCGGCCCAUUCUCUACGGAUCGACAUCUACACCUCUAACACCCGCCGAGAAGCUUGCCGCGCCACCAGAUCAUACGCACAAGUGGACAGUCGCCGUUCGCAGCGCCGCCUCCAAUCCACUUCCCUCGCUCUCCACCAUCUCUGGCCUUCCUAACAAUGCAGCUUUCGAACAAGGCUCCGAGCUAGCUGCUGUCAAUGCUGCCAACCCUGCCGCCGCUACCGGCACUUCAACUCCAGGAUCAGCAGCUGGAGCUACCAUCUCCACACGCGGUCGCGACCAAGAGCACGACUACCACAAGAUGGUUGGAGGCAAGGAUGACCUCACACACUUCAUCAAGCGUGUCCAGUUUAAGCUGCACGACACCUAUCCUCAGCCAACAAGGAACAUUGACAAACCACCAUUUCAAUGUACGGAAAGUGGGUGGGGAGAGUUUGAGAUCCAGAUCAAGAUCUUCUUCGUGCCAGAAGCCAACGAGAAGCCAAUCACGCUGUUCCACCAUCUCAAGUUGCACCCGUGGCUGCAACAGGUUGCGGCAGUUGAAGCGGCAGAACCAGCUGCGACUGGUAUCCCUGCGGCUAUGCCGCCCGCUGACGCAUCUGCUUCUGGCGAGGCGUCGGCCGCAGAUGGGAAGACCGAAGAAGCGACAGGCGAACCAGAAUCUGAGAAGGACGAGACAAAGAAGGAACCAGAAACGGAUGGAAUGGAUGUCGAUCCUGCACCAUCGGACUCAGCAACUGAAGGAACGGCAAUGAAUGGAUCCAUUGACACUUUGUCAACAGCAGAAGCAGCAACCACGGCCGCUUCUACGUCUGCAUCAUCUGCGCCCAAACCCGCGCUUCCACCAGUCGUCCACUCGUGGCAAUAUGACGAGGUCGUCUUCCCGGAACCCAUGGAACAGUUCUACGACAUCCUAUCUAUGCAUCCUCCAACACCGCAACCCUUUACUUCAGCACUAGCGUUUGCCGAUCCAGCAGCCUAUCGCUCGUACCAGUACCUUCGCGGCAAAGCGGACAAGGGCAAAGCACCACCCUCAUCACAGCCGCUCAUCCCACCACACCCUCUCCACACGCCCACGGGAUACCUCUUCGAUGCUCUCUCACAAGAAGCACAGCAGGCCGAAGCAGAUCGCUUGGACAUGGCAAGGAUCGCAGCUAUCAGAGAUCUCGAGAACGGUAGAGAGCAGCUGAUCAAGGCAGAGAAAGCCUUGAAAGAUGCUAGGAAUCGGAUUGCGACUUUGAACAACAAUGCGCUUGCUGCAUCGAGGGGCUCAGCGCCUGGCUCCGGAGCUGCAGCACCAGUGCCCCCUGCUGCUUGA
Ustilago hordei is the source of this 1350-nucleotide messenger RNA. RefSeq lists its product as uncharacterized. The record is from RefSeq and is a predicted model, not a curated record. The coding region runs from base 1 to 1350 and encodes 449 amino acids. Lineage: Eukaryota; Fungi; Basidiomycota; Ustilaginomycetes; Ustilaginales; Ustilaginaceae. Gene Ontology annotation, cellular component: NuA4 histone acetyltransferase complex; Swr1 complex. Gene Ontology annotation, biological process: chromatin remodeling; regulation of transcription by RNA polymerase II. The transcript has a single exon. Gene Ontology annotation, molecular function: histone binding.